Messenger RNA from Pochonia chlamydosporia 170, 996 nucleotides. Its product is annotated as RTA1 domain-containing protein. The transcript has 3 exons. NCBI's taxonomy places the organism in Eukaryota, Fungi, Ascomycota, Sordariomycetes, Hypocreales, Clavicipitaceae. Gene Ontology annotation, cellular component: plasma membrane; fungal-type vacuole. The record is from RefSeq and is a predicted model, not a curated record. The coding region runs from base 1 to 996 and encodes 331 amino acids.
AUGUCGUCAAACUCGACGGGCCAUCGAAUCCGUUUGGAUCAAUGCACAGAGGUCUCGGAGCUGUGUCCCGUCAAGGGAACCGUCCUAGGAUACUAUCCUAACCUCGGAUCAGGAAUCUUCUUCACCAUCGCAUUUGGAAUCUGUCUCAUCGCCGCCUUCUCGCUGGGCAUAAAGAGCAAAACGUGGACUUAUACAGCCGCCAUCACCAUUGGCCUGAUAUUAGAAACAGCAGGAUACGUCGGCCGCAUCCUCCUCCACUACAACCCCUGGAACGAAUCCGCCUUCGAGCUCCAAAUCUGCGCCAUCAUCCUCGCCCCAACAUUCAUCUGCGUAUCCAUCUACCUCACCCUCAAACACGUCGCCAUCCACCUCAACCCGUCCCUCUCCCGCAUCCCUCCCCAGUGGUACCCCCGAAUCUUCCUCCCCGCCGACCUCUCCUGCCUGAUCGUACAGGCCAUCGGGGGCGGAAUCGCCGCCGCCGCAGGCCACACGAAGCCCAAGCUCCAAAAGGACGGCAACCGCGCCAUCAUCGCCGGCGUCGUCCUCCAGGUGCUCGUCCUCGGGGCCUUCGGCAUCAUGGGUUCGGACUACUUCCUCCGCGCGCGGAAGCACAUGCGCAGCGACAAAGCUUCGCGGGAGGAGUUGGCGCUGUGGCGGGACGGCAAGUUCCGUGUGUUUGUGUUUGGGAUCGCGGGCGCGUAUGCUGCGGUGUUGAUUCGUUGCAUUUAUCGAAUUGCGGAAAUGGCUGGUGGUUGGGGCAAUGAGAUUAUGCAGGACGAGGUGAGUUUCCUUGUCCUGGAUAGCUCGCUCAUGGUUGUGACGGUUUACUUGCUUACAAUUUUCCAUCCGGGUCUUUUCUUCCCGCAAAUGGUGAAUGGGUACAGCAAGAGGAACAACACCGCUGCUGCGGCUGUUUCUGAUGCGGAGAGUUCAGAGACAAAGACCGAGUCUCCUGAUUUGGUAAACAACAGCCAAAAGACUGAGCUUAGUAGUUGA